This is a messenger RNA of Trypanosoma cruzi, 999 nucleotides long. RefSeq lists its product as uncharacterized. Lineage: Eukaryota; Euglenozoa; Kinetoplastea; Trypanosomatida; Trypanosomatidae. The coding region runs from base 1 to 999 and encodes 332 amino acids. The transcript has a single exon. The record is from RefSeq and is a predicted model, not a curated record.
AUGCUCAACGUUAGAAGGCUUAUUUUUUUUGCGCUGCUGUUUUUGCACGGCGCCGUAUCAGAAACGGGUGUCUUUCCUCGCCGAUGUCACAUUGAUUCCAAUCAUUUUUUGGCCAAGUCUAUUUCUCGCGGUGAGUGGAUUGGCAUCGAGUACGACAUCACAUAUCUUAAGGGAAUGUGUGAUACUGACGACAGAAAUGGAAUAUUUAGUGCCAGCAUUAACGGUCGAAACAAGUCCUUGAAGGCGCGAGAAGGGUUUAUUGCUUUUGAUAAUGUGGCAACAGUGCAUUUUAAUUUGACGUCUGGUAAGAAGGGAGUGCAGCUUUUUUCCUCUCAAAUAUGCUGGAGCUCCGCAAAUUGUACCGCUCUUUGCUCCUCUGAACCCCUUGGUAUCGUCUCCUCAUGUACUGUUGGUAAUAUUAUGGAUUCAUUAGCCAUAUUUCUUUUUUUUGUCGUGCCACUUUUUGUGUGCUCCUUUGCGCUGCUUGUCUGCUAUGCUCGAAUUAAAAUAUUGCGGCGACGGGGAAUGCAUGCGUUUAGGGAGCAACACCGACAGGAGGUCAUUUCGCCCGCUGCAGCGUUUGAAAAGAACAGAAAACCGAGAUAUGACAACUGUGCGGAUAUGAAUCCAGCAAACAGCGUGGAAACUGCAGUUUGUGAGGUGACGAUGGUGCAGGGCGAUGGCGAGACUACAACCCGCGAAUUCGGAGACAUGAAUGACUCUGCAAGGAGCAACAGCGUUAAGACGGAUAUUACAAAUGAGUGCGAACAUAAACCAUUUGAAGUUUUCUUUUUGAGGGAAAACAAGAAUAUCUGCGAAGAAGAAAAAUCGGGUGCCCUCCAACAAGAUAAUGCCAUACAAACAAUGGUUGUCAUCACAAGAGACAUCAAAAAAAUUGAUAAUCACGCCCUUCAGUACACACAUUUCCGGAGCACCGACAGCCCUUACAUCUGCCACGCCGGAGAGAAAACAAGCGUGAAUCGACACCAGCGGCUAUAA